This is a messenger RNA of Trichosporon asahii var. asahii CBS 2479, 1329 nucleotides long. RefSeq lists its product as uncharacterized. NCBI's taxonomy places the organism in Eukaryota, Fungi, Basidiomycota, Tremellomycetes, Trichosporonales, Trichosporonaceae. The record is from RefSeq and is a predicted model, not a curated record. The transcript has a single exon. The coding region runs from base 1 to 1329 and encodes 442 amino acids.
AUGUUUGCGUACAGAGUCUUUCACUUGGCAAACGCUUUACGCCCCUCACUUGUCCGAGGUGCCCACUUUGCGUCCUUUAACAUUCGUAGUGACUAUCUCCAGAGGAUACGACAUCUCAACAUUCACCAGCUUCUUGUCAUGCCCCUUUCGUUAGCGUACAACGACUACCCACAAGCCCUCGACUCCGUCGUCGCGCACCUGUCGUGCGACGACCAAGUCCGUCUCCGUCUUGUCUGCAAAGCCUUCCUCCGUGCCGUCGACAACAUUCUGAAGCACCACCUGAUCCUGUUCCCGAACGGCGCCAAGAUCUCCGUCCAAGGCGUCGCGCACCGCAUCCCUGGCCUCAAGUCCCUCGAUCUCUCCAAUCCUGGCGAGAUCCCUGAGGCUCACGUCCUCGACGUGCGCGGCUACUUCCCGCCCUCUGUCGACCUCUUCAAGUUGAAAGAGAGCUUUCCCUCGCUCCAAGUGCUGCGGAUGACGAACAGCCGCGGUCGUCUCAAGAGCUACACACCCUACGUGCCUGUGCCCUCCCGCACUGUCGUGCUCUUCACGAACCCGAACGGCUUCGAGUGCAACCCCACUCCACGCGCAGGCUGGGGCGGCCACGACCGCUCAGCCCAUCUCCCCGCGGGGCUUGAGGACGUUCUCCCCGACACCGUGUCCAAGGUCGUAGUCAACAUGAACGGCGACGACAUUCCUGUCGCGGACAUGUGGCGCGCAAUCCAUCGCCCCGCGCCCCACGUCAAGGAGGUCGUCAUCGUCAUUCCCCGCUACAGCAGCCUCGAUGACCCCGGUGCCCUCGGGACGUUCAACGAGCCCAUCGUCGGUAUGGACGUUGCGGACCUUAUCGUCGGUGCGCCUCACGGGUUCGUCGGCUCGGCCGCGACCGCGCCCACCGCCCCCACUGCCAAGUUCACCAUUGUCGGGCUGGAAGCUGUUUCGGUGCCGAACUAUGCCGAGCACUUCCGUGCUGUGCUCCGUGAGCACCUUUCUGCCAACCGUUUCGAGGACGUCGACUACGGUGCAUCCGGUCCCGCUGUCAUUCACGGCGAGGGCGGGCCUGUCUUCGUUCCUGCCACUGGACAGGCCAAGGCUGCGCAUGACGCGAAAGUCGAGAGCAUUCUGCACAUGGUCGAUAUGGUCACCAAGGAAGGGUAUGUGAAAAGAGUUGGAAGGGAGACGGCUCUGCUGGAGCUUGUGGAGAAGCUCGAGAAGAAUCACACUCGUCAACACUGCCAGCCUGCUGCGCCGGCCAAGAUCCAGGGCGAUGUUGGCGUGUUCCGCGGCUGGAUGGGGCUGUUUGAUGAGAUCUUCAGCUUGAAGGCGUAG